AAGGCAGCCGCCCAGGUCCUCAGGAGCUCCUGCAGCGCCUGCCGGGACAGCACCGUAGGUGCCCCUGUGGAGUCCCCGCUGGCUACACCACCGCCACCCCUACAGCCUUUAAAGCUGACUUAAACGCCGCACCGCGGUCCAAUCAGAGGUCACAGGGGAGGGCUCAAAAGGCCAAAGCCAACUGCCAAGCGUUUAUUUUGCUGUUGUCCCGCCCCCCCACGCCCUGCCGCUAAUUGGUGGGUUUCAAACCCGCGGGAGCCAAUGAGAGCGUACGGAUUAGCGGCGCGCCUUGCUUUGUCCCGGCGCGGCCUUUGAACGAAAACUGUCGCGGAGGAGCCAUGGUGGGGCCCGGACCCGCCGCCGCCGCCUCUGUCGAAGAGCGUCAGAGAAAGCUCCAGGAGUACCUAGCAGCCAAAGGAAAGCUGAAGUGCCAAAACACCAAGCCUUAUCUAAAAGCCAAGAAUAUUUGCCCACAUCCUGCACCUUCUAAAUCCACUACUAGACCCAAAAAGGAUGUUACCAACCACGCUGCUUUGCCGGUCAAAACUACAAGGCCCAUUAACCUUAAACUCCAGCCUAGACCCACCAAUAUCACAGAGACCCAGAAGCUGAAGGUGGAUCCACCAAAACUUCUGGGCAAAAGGCUAACUUCAGGAUGUGUUUCUUCUCACCUAAACUGUAAGCCCUCCAGCAGUAGUCAACAGCAGCUCAAAACUGGAUCAUCUGCUACAAGAGAACCAUCAAGAAAACCCAUGGGUUCACUUUACAGACAGGAAUUGAAAACUACAAAGCAGCAGGUAACAGAUCAAGGAAAGGUUAAAUGUAUGGAUUCUGUGGACAAAACCCAGGUUGAAAAUGGAUCAUUGGAUCACUUUCUAAAGGAGAUAAAUAAAGAGAACCUGCCCCAAACCUUAUCGGACUCUGAGAGGAAGCCAGAUCCUGGAUUUUGUACUAUAAGUAAGCCAAAGACUAACUCUCAUGAUCCAACCAAGAGCAGGUUGGCUCCUAAACAAGCCUUGGGCAAAAGUUUGAUGAAUAGUGCUGCUCUGAAAGACAGAGUUAAUAAGCAAUUUGUUGGAAAAACACAAAUCAGAAUUCUACCAGUAAAAUCACAACAACUGUCUAGAGGAGCAGAUCUUACAAGACCAAGAGAAAAACCUCUAAGAACGGUUCCCUGUCACUUUGUUAAGACCCCUAGUAGGACUCCAGCACCAAAGAAACCUGUGGCCAAGGAACAGGAUAUAAAGGUUAGCAGGGUUAAACACGAAAGACGCAGUGAAGCUAAGUUACAGUCAUAUCCUGUUAAGGAACAAAAAACAAAACGUUUGGUAUCCCAGACCUAUGCCAGUUUGCUUCAGGGAGGAAUUAACAACAGACAUCCAAACAUUAAGCAAGGUCAGAAGUCUAGUCAGACUUGUUUUAGACCCCGGGCAUCAUGUGUACUGCAAAAUUCAAAAGCCGUAAGCCAGAGGCCUGGUUUGACCGUUGGCAGCUCUACUUCAGUAAUGCCAAGCACCCCUAGCAUAAGAGCAAAUGGGACAAAUGGGAAUAAAUGCAACGAUGACUUUCAACAAAAAGCACAAACUUUGGACUCCAAGUUGAAAAGGGCUCUUUCCCAGAACUAUUUUCUGAAUAAGACAGCUCCCAAAAUUCAGGCUGGUGACACAACCAUGAAUAGAAGAGAGGUCCCAAAAGGGUCGCAAACUAACCCAAAUAUUAAAAAGAAGGCAACAGAGGAUCGAAGGAAACAGCUGGAAGAAUGGCAGAAGUCUAAGGGCAAAAUUUAUAAACGGCCUCCUAUGGAACUUAAAACAAAAAGAAAAGUAAUAGAGAAAAUGAAUGUUUCAUUCUGGAAGAGCAUUGAAAAAGAAGAGGAAGAAAAGAAAGCCCAACUUGAACUGUCCAAUAGAAUUAACAACACUUUGGCAGAAUGUCUGCAACUCAUCGAAGGGGGCGUAUUUUCUAAUGAAGUAUUUACCAUAUUGUCCAGUAUUCCUGAGGCUGAAAAAUUUGCUAAAUUCUGGAUCUGCAAAGCAAAGCUGUUGGCAAGUAAAGGCACCUUUGAUGUUAUUGGGCUGUACGAAGAAGCCAUUAGAAAUGGGGCAAGUCCAAUACUAGAGUUGCGGGAAGUUAUUCUUAAUAUUUUGCAAGACCCAAACAGAACCACAGAAGGAAUUACUUCUGACUCUUUAGUUGCUGAAGAGCUGAUCAAGAAGGUGGAAUCUGAGAAGUCUCAUCUUUCUCCAAAAGAGAGGGAACAGGUUACAGCAACACCCCAAGUAACCAAAGCAAGCCAGGAUAAUCAUCCAGGCAUCAAAUUACAGAUCGCCCCAAUUCCUCGACUAAUUGGGAUGCCCGAAGUGCCAGACAUGAAGCUCAUCACUCCCGUACGGCGUUCAGUGAGGAUCGAACGGGCCGUGUCCCGUUAUCCGGAAAUGCUACAGGAGCAUGAUUUAGUAGUGGCUUCCCUUGACGAACUAUUAGAAGUGGAAGAAACAGAGUGUUUUCUGUUCCGCAAAAAUGAGGCUUUGCCUGUAACCCUAGGGUUUCAGAUCCUUGAAUCAUAAUUUCUUGAUGCUUAAAAAAAAGUCUCUGGUGUCUCAGAGCCUCCAGGAGACAAGAACCACCCUCGUCUGAGUUACCUGGAAAAACAUGGAUAAUGGAGAGGCGUCAUGGAUGCACAUUACGGAAUCUUGGGACUUACAAAGUGAUUCACCGGCCUUAACUCUGAAAUGUUAUAUCCCAACAGGAAUAUCUGACUUAUUUAAUACUGUAGUUCUUAACUAAUUUACUCCACAAGGAUGGUAAAAUUUGGGCUUUAUUCAUCUACUUUAAUCCCAACAUAACUAAUUUUUGUAUCAGACAGUUGAUGCCACAAUAUGAUAGGGUUUUGUUUCUGUAUUCACCUUAGCAAAGAGAGCAAGUUCUUAUAGUAUGGAAAAUACGAGCUUUGAAACUAGCUUACACUUAUCUGCCAGGCUUGACGGCCUCGGCAGACCGUCGGGUCGAAUCCUCUCAUCUUAUAGAUGCCACUAUCCGAGCUAUAGCUUUGCUCAGAGGUUGCAGAUGCCUUUAUGUGUGUGCUUUGACUUGCCCUAGCAGUAUGCUUGCAGAUGAGGGACAGUUCUCCUCCUUUCUGUGUCAGGUAUCUUCUAAUGACACAAAAUCCUAAGGCAGAUGUGGUCCCCACAAACCUACUGGUUAGGGUGGACAGGGUGACCAUCUAAUUUUGCAUUUGUUAUUCAGAUAUAACAAGGGGCAGGAGAGAAAGAUGCAGAGGGAGUGCUUGCUUCUUUCAAUUCCUUGUCUGCCUGGGGAGACCUGUCCCGAGAAGGAAAGGCAAGCUCCUGAGACCACUAUACAGGUUGCUUUUCCUUCCUCCUGGGCAGCUGUCCUCGGAAAGGUAAAGUCAGAAUCAUUAUGUAAAUAUAAUGUAUAGAAAAA
Loxodonta africana (African savanna elephant) is the source of this 3444-nucleotide messenger RNA. It is a transcript of the gene CKAP2L, whose product is annotated as cytoskeleton associated protein 2 like. Bases 339 to 2567 code for a protein of 742 amino acids. NCBI's taxonomy places the organism in Eukaryota, Metazoa, Chordata, Mammalia, Proboscidea, Elephantidae. The transcript has 9 exons. Gene Ontology annotation, cellular component: cytosol; mitotic spindle; centrosome. The record is from RefSeq and is a predicted model, not a curated record.